AUGAAGUCACAAUAUGAUUUUAAUGAAGCAAUUCAUUUACUAAAACAAGCAUUUCCAGCAUUAUUGGCAUUCCUAUUACAAUAUGCUCUACAAGCUUUUAGUGUGACCGCCUUGGGACAUAUGGGAUCAACAGAACUUGCUGCUCUUGCUUUAGGAUCCAUGUACGCAGCAGUAACAGUGUGGUCAAUUGGAUUCGGAUUUACGUUGGCAUUAGAUACAUUGUUUCCACAAAGUUUCUCAUCAAGAAGACCAAAGUUGAUAGGGAUAUACUUGCAACGUGCUAUCAUAAUAAUUCUAGUUGGAAUUGUUCCAUUUGCGGUUAUUACAUGGUGGAAUGCAGGAACAAUUCUUGGGUUUUUGGGACAAAAUGUUGAAUUGUCAAUGAAAUCAGAGAUAUAUCUACGUUAUUUGUUAUUGGGUGUACCUCCAUGUUUAAUUUUUUGGUGUAUUGAGAAAUAUCUCCAGGCUCAAGGAAUUAUGAAGGCGACAACUUAUAUUCUGAUGUUUUGUUGUCCAAUAAGUCUCAUUCUAAAUUAUGUAUUGGUUUUGUGGGAACCGAUAGCUUUGGGUUUUAUUGGUGCUCCAAUAGCAAUCUCCAUAACUAAUUGGUUAAUGAUGAUCUGUUCAAUAUUUUAUGUUAAAUAUGUUGAUGGUAGUGAAGGUUGGGGUGGAUGGUCUAGUGAAAGUCUUCAAGAUUGGUCUCCUUUGUUAAAACUUGCUGUCCCUGGUAUUUUAACAUCACUUGCAGAUUGGUGGGUUUAUGAAUUUUUGGCAUUAGCGGCAGGAUACCUCGGAAAUUUACCAUUGGCUGGACACAGACUAAUUCUAACGAUUGCGCUACUGUUGUAUCAAUUGCCACAUAGUAUUUCCAUAUCAACUUCGAAUAGAAUAGGCAAUUUGUUGGGAGCAAAAUUAGCAAAUAAAGCUAGAGUGACAGCAAAUAGUUCGUUAGUACUUGCAGUUUUAGGAGCUGCUUUUAACAGCACUUUGUUAUUAAUGUUUAGGGAUUCUUUAGGACAUUUAUUUACUAAUGAUGGAGAAGUAGUAUCAUUAGUUUCGACAGUUUUGCCAUAUUGUGUUUUACUUCAGAUUUCAGAUGGAUUAGGAGUAGUUGGGUCAGGAAUUCUUCGUGGUCAAGGAAGACAAGACAUAGUGGCAACAAUAUACCUAACGUCAUAUUAUUUGAUAGGAAUGCCGUUAAGUUUGAUACUAGCAUUUAGAUUUUCGUAUGGAUUGAAGGGACUUUGGAUAGGAGUAAUUGUAGGAUCGUUAAUUAUGGGAUUAGGGUUAGUUUUAGCAGUUAUAACUACUGAUUGGCAAUUGGAAUAG
Messenger RNA from Entrophospora candida, 1329 nucleotides. NCBI's taxonomy places the organism in Eukaryota, Fungi, Glomeromycota, Glomeromycetes, Entrophosporales, Entrophosporaceae. The record is from the annotation of a GenBank genome assembly.